Messenger RNA from Homarus americanus (American lobster), 1338 nucleotides. RefSeq names its product kinase D-interacting substrate of 220 kDa B-like. The record is from RefSeq and is a predicted model, not a curated record. Bases 238 to 1338 code for a protein of 366 amino acids. The transcript is spliced from 11 exons. Gene Ontology annotation, molecular function: protein binding. Lineage: Eukaryota; Metazoa; Arthropoda; Malacostraca; Decapoda; Nephropidae.
AAGUUCAUUUGUUUCUGUUGUUAUCUUUAGCUCUUGCGGAAGAAGUUUAAAGAUGAUUUCCUCAGGAUAAAGCAGUGUUUGCCUACUAAGCGCCACGAACUUUCACUGAUACAAUUUCCUUGGGUUGUGAAAAAAACAUUUUACUAUUGGGAUCAAAGAAUCAAGGUCACUUGUGAAAUCUAGAGGGUCAUUAGGUCUCAGUAUGAUUUUUUUUAUUGGUUAUCAACACGUCUCAUCAUGUUAAGUUGUGACUUAUUGAACACUGUUAGUACUGCAGGACCCCUAGUGAUCCUCAGCGUCCUGCAGGAGUGUGAGGGAGGGAUGAGGGCGAGUGUGGCUCUACUACUACUAGUGGUGAUGUUGGUGUCUGGCCCCCACUACGUCCUCUGUCGCAAGUCUCCUGGUAUGGCGCUACUGACGGCGGCGACGAAGGGGAAGCUGGGCCGUAUGAGACAGAUCCUCCAGGGGAGAAAUGCUGACAUUAACUAUGCUGAGAAGUCCGGCUGGUACCGCGGCUACACAGCUCUGAUGUGGGCCGCCUCCAGGAACAACACUGUGAUGGUGGAGGAACUGUUGAUGAGAGGCGCCGACGUUAAUCGCGAGAGUUAUGCUGACGUCACGGCUUUGUACCUGGCAGCUAAGAGCGGCUUCCUGGAGGUGGUAGAGAAGCUACUGAAGAAAGGAGCCAAGCCGGAUAUUGCUACUUCUCAAGGGUUCACUGCCUUACUCUACGCGGUAUGGAACAAGCAUGUGGACGUGGUCAAGGCGUUGCUCCACUUCAAGGCCAACCCUAACUAUCAGACCCCUACCAGCAAGUACUUCCCGCUGUACCUGGCCACCACUCAGGAGGAUACACAAAUGGUCGUUGUUUUGCUGGAGGCAGGAGCUGAGACCAAUCUCCAGACCUCCUGGGGGGUAACAGCACUACAGGCAGCAGCUGUAUGGGGUCAACAGAACGUGAGUGAAAAGCUGCUGCAAUAUGGUGCCCUGCCUGACCUACCUAACACACACGGUCAAACUCCCCUUAUGACGGCGGCAGUGUACGGGGAACGCGAAAUGGUAGAGAUUCUUGUAAAUGCUGGAGCGAAUCUCGACCUUCAGGAUGAAACAGGCACCACAGCUUUGAUUUGGGCCAGUAGGCGGGGUCAUGAUGAAGUCAUUUCCGUUCUACUGCAGUCUGGUGCCGACGUCAACAUCCGGGACAAGAACAGAAGAACAGCACUACACUGGGCCUCAAGGAAAGGUCACAUAAAGGCUGUAGCCCAACUUUUGGAGUCCUGCCCUGACCUGACCUCCACCGACAGAUCUGCUAAGAGUUUCCACUUGUUAGUCAGCUGA